This is a messenger RNA of Ostreococcus lucimarinus CCE9901, 549 nucleotides long. RefSeq lists its product with no specific name. NCBI's taxonomy places the organism in Eukaryota, Viridiplantae, Chlorophyta, Mamiellophyceae, Mamiellales, Bathycoccaceae. The transcript has a single exon. The coding region runs from base 1 to 549 and encodes 182 amino acids. The record is from RefSeq and is a predicted model, not a curated record.
AUGGACGACCCGCCGUGGUAUAAAGCGCAGCGCGCGCGGAAAUUGACGUUGGACGAACACAAAGAGGUGUGGACGAAGGCGUGGGAGAUGUACAAACAGAGCUGGGUGAACGUGUUUCGAAGAGACGAAGGAGAGGAAGAAGAGGCGACGUCGACGCGAGACGAGUCAGAGGACGCGAGACGAAGCGCGGUGCGCGAAACGUCGACGACGAUAAAAAGUGAUGACAAAGACUCGAACGAAGGGCGAUUACUCGCCGAUGAGGCGAAGCAGACGCUACGAGCGGGAAAAGCUGGAUUUAAACCUUUCGUGACAUACUUGUACGAGACCAGAGGGCGGGCGUACAGAGACGGCGUUCGCGAGUUCAUUAAGGCGUAUAGAGAAGGGUUUCGAGAAGCGAGCGAAGAAUUAGAGACGGGCGAGAGCUUUUCUAGAAAGGCCGCGUCGCUGAUUUCGAAGGCGGAGGACGUGUUAGAAAAGGCAGAGAAGACUGAGACGGACAAAAUUGACGACGAUGGCGCGGAUGAAAAGUCGUCGUCGGCUGUAAAGUAG